Messenger RNA from Acyrthosiphon pisum (pea aphid), 2114 nucleotides. RefSeq lists its product as uncharacterized. Gene Ontology annotation, cellular component: RSF complex. Lineage: Eukaryota; Metazoa; Arthropoda; Insecta; Hemiptera; Aphididae. The transcript is spliced from 5 exons. The record is from RefSeq and is a predicted model, not a curated record. Gene Ontology annotation, biological process: regulation of DNA-templated transcription. The coding region runs from base 559 to 1797 and encodes 412 amino acids.
UGUUUUGACUAUACAACUGGUUAGUGUAGUUCUAUAUAGUACUUUCGUCCACCACCGAAGACGUUGUGUUCGAUCUCCGCAAUUUAGGUCUAUGGUUAUAGUGUUAACAGUUUACACUGCUCACUGAUUGGACUGGUUCGGUAAUCGGCUAAUCGAGUGUUCGGCUCUCAUUUCAUUGUCUGCCGUCAAUGUGAAUGCUGAAUUGUUGUGCUCUAGGAAUUGAUUUUUUAAAAUAGUCUUAGCUCGUGCUCUAUAAUACGUCUAUACUUCGAUUUUCCAAUUAAUUAUUCGUAUUUUCUCUCGACAGCGAAUACUACAAUAAUUAUUCAUUAUAACUUAAUAUAUUUAUAUGCAUUUUAAACGGUAUCAUCAAGCGAUUCGAGAAGUACGGGAAUGACAAAUUGAUACAUUUAAACAUAUUAAUAUUUAAUAGUGACAAAUAACAAUUUGUAUUGAUUGUGCAGCAGCUUCUAAUAAUAUACUAUAGACAUAUAAAUAUAGCUAUAUAUUUUAUAUGUCCAUAUAAUAUACCAAAUUUGAAAUUAGUUUUCACCAAUUAUGAUGGACGAAAUUCAAACGUGGUGGGAGAUACCGAGCAUUGCACAUUUUUGUAAAGUUUUCACUCUAAUCACUAAAGAUGUCAGUCGAAUAGACAUAAAUGAACUUGAAAAUGCAAUUGAUGAAAAUUCAUAUUUGUUGACUGAUAUGGCUAUUCGAUUUACCAAAAUUUGUGGUUUUUAUGAUCCAAACACAAAUGAAUGGUGGAAUUUUAUGAAAAAAAAAUUUCAGAGUAAAUGCAGUAUUUACAACUUUAAAUAUUCACUAGAUUCAGCAACAUAUUUUGAUGAUUUAACACGUAAACAAAAAGUUGAAGCUCUUUACAUCUUUUGUAAUCUUAUUCUUGAUGUUAAACAUAUUCAAAAUAAAAUUUCCAAUAAUCCUAAAAUAUGGCACAUGUUAAACGUGAAACCAUUAGGUUCUGAUCAAAAUAAAUCAGUGUAUUGGUAUUUUGGUGGCAGUAAAUUAUAUAGAGAAGACUUUGAGAACGCAUUUGAUAUAUCUACUAACUUACCAGUAAAUCAUAAUUUCCAUGGAAAAAUUCCUUAUGAACCUUAUCCGUCGGGAGUUUUUGGCUCAGGAAAAUGGAAUACAAUAUGUAAUAAUAUUGACAACUGGAAUUCAUUAGCUGAUGUUACUGAAUACAGUAAAAAUAUAAAUGUUAGAUAUUUACAUAAAGAAAUAUCUAAUAUUAUAAUAAAUCUUCCUAAAGUAAAGAAAAAGAAAUCCCUUUAUGUAUACAUAAAGCCUAAUAGGCCUUUAAGGAGUAUUUGUUCAAGAACUCUUCGAUCUAUGGGUGUAAUGGAUGCUGAAAAAAAAUUGAUUCCAAAUUCUAGUGUAAUUCAGCACAAACAAUACCCACAAAAUGUUAUAGAAAACCAAACCAAACAUAGAUAUGAUUCAGCAGUUUCUCAAAGAAAUAAAAUGUCUAAUCUAAAUAUACAUGACCAAAACCAAAAUAUUUCAUACUCUACAAAUGUGUUUAAUAAUGAUAUUAUUCAAGUAGGAAAAUUAAACAAUCAAACAUCAUUAAAAUUGCGGUUAAGAAGUGGUAAUGAAAAAGUGCUAGGUGAAUGUGUAAACAAAAAUACAGAGUAUGAGGAUGUAUUUCGUGUAAACACUGAACACUGCGAUCAAGAAAAUAAUCACUAUUUAAAUAACUUUAAACGUAAAUUACGAUCCUCAACAAAUGGAACUAACACUCCACCAUUCAAAGAUUUAAAUUAUUGCUCCCUUUAAAAAUAAUUUAUUACUAUUAUAUAGUUUUAUAUUUAUCAAAUUUAAUAGUAAAAUAGGAAAUACUUUAUUUUAUGUGUUGUAUUUAUUAAUGUAGUUAGUAUUAAUAUUAAUUUCUUUGAAACUGAAUACUUGUUUUAAAAUUUAAACUAUUCUCAGUAUGCAUAGUCAAUUUGUGUGUCACAUAAAUUGACUAUGUGUAUAAAGAUAUGAUAAAUAAGUUUCGCUUUAUUUUUACAUGUAUGAUAUAUUAAAAUUAAGUUAUAUAUUAAUGUAUUCUUUUUUUUUCUGAUAAAUAAAUAAAAUACUAAGCAUUAGAA